This is a messenger RNA of Helianthus annuus (common sunflower), 664 nucleotides long. Its product is annotated as non-specific lipid-transfer protein-like 1. The coding region runs from base 159 to 530 and encodes 123 amino acids. Gene Ontology annotation, cellular component: cytosol. The record is from RefSeq and is a predicted model, not a curated record. Lineage: Eukaryota; Viridiplantae; Streptophyta; Magnoliopsida; Asterales; Asteraceae. The transcript is spliced from 4 exons.
AAUGCAAACAACACAAGCAAACAAAACAUGAUGGGCUCAACUUGUUGGGUUGCGUUCAUCUCCAUCUUUCUCUGAUGAUCAACCAAUAUUACAUUCAAUUCUCCCCAAACCUUAUAAACCGUCACCGAUUCCUCUUCAAUUUCAUGUUUUAACCUCCAAUGGCGUCAUCUGACCUCAAAUCCGCAGCCUUAUUGGAUCAGAUGAAGACCCACUUUUCCACUGAUGCCGGCAAAGCUCUUAUUAAAAAGAUCGGUCUUGUUUAUCAGAUCAAUCUUGCUCCUAAGAAAAUGGGAUUUAAUGAGGAGAUUUAUGUCGUUGAUUUGAAGAAAGGAGAGGUUACUAAAGGUCCAUACGAAGGAGGAAAGCCAGAUGCCACAUUUUCUUUCACAGAUGAGGAUUUCUACAAGAUUGCCACUGGGAAAAUGAAUCCUCAAAUUGCUUUCAUGAGGGGUAAGAUGAAGGUGAAGGGGAGUUUAAGUGCAGCCCAGAAAUUCACACCUGACAUUUUUCCUAAACCCUCAAAGAUGUAAUCAAAGACCCAAAAUCUAUUCUGGGUCUAAUGUAUCUCAACAUUUUUUUUGUUGAAUUUGUAUUGGGAGUGAAUUUCUUUCAUGUGAUUUGGUUUUACAUGCUUGAUUAAUAUGUUUAGUUUUGUUUCUUUGAA